UCGACGCGCAGUUUGAGCGCGAGUUUGUGCCGCCUACGUCAUCAUAGUGGGACGCAUUUUGACUCGAUCGAAAGAAAGUAGCUAGCUAGCUAGCAAGCUGCGUUGUUUUCAAGAAUGGCAUCCUCAAAGAAGGGGAAGAAAAUUGUGAAUCAAGAGGAACUCCGCCGUCUGAUGAGGGCAAAACAAAGACAAACAACGGACAAGAAGCGCGUUGAGUCUCCUUUCGCUAAAUACAACAGUCUCGGGCACCUCAGUUGUGUCCUGUGCAAUGUGCAAGUUAAGUCCGAUCUUCUGUGGCCGGCGCAUGUUCUCGGAAAACCGCAUAAAGAGAAAGUUGUCGAGCUCAAGGAAGGAAAGAGUCAACCGGCGACACCACAGCCUCAACCGGCGAAAAGGAAAGCGCAGGGAAACGAGGACGCCAGCGGCAAACGGGUUAAACCGUCGUCGGGUGCGGGUCAGUCUGCGCCCCCGGGGCUGCCAGGAGAUUUCUUUGAGAAACCCAGCAAUAAGGGAACUGUUUCCACUGAGAAAUCCGCUGGCCUGAGUCUGUUGGCUGGAGUUUACGGUGAUGAUGACGAUGAUGCCACUGAGGCAGGUCCCGCAGGAACCACAGACCCCCCUCCUCAAAAGACGGACGCUGCGGGACUACCCGAUGAUUUCUUUGACAGCUCCAUCCCAUCCACACCCGCCAUCUCCCACUCGGGCUCCAUCCUGAAAGCAGACGUGCAGGAGAAGAGCGCGGAAAAGAAAGAAAACACCGCCGAGGCGCUGCCGGAGGGCUUCUUCGACGACCCCGUCCGGGACGCCAAGGUGCGCAAAGUCGACGCACCCAAAGAUCAUAUGGACAAGGAGUGGGAUGAGUUUCAGAAGGAGAUCCGACAGGUGAACACCAAAUCGGAAGCCAUCGUGGCGGAGGACGACGAGGAGGGCCGCUUUGAGCGACAGAUCGACGAGAUCGACGAACAGAUCGAGUGCUACAGGCGCGUGGAAGUCCUGAGGGACAAGCGAGACGUGGCGAGGAGCAAGGUCCGGCCCAGUGAGGAGGAACCUAUGGAGGUAGAUGGCAGCAAUGAUGAUGAUGAGGAGGAGGAAGAGGAGGUGGAUGAAGAGGUGCUGCUGGGGCUGUUGGCCCAGGACUGGAGGGCUAAAGGGGCACUGGCCUAAAUCUCUCUCUCAAGCUCAUUUAACCGCCACGUUGUGUCUCUGUCAAUUGUAAAUAUUCCUGUUAAAGCUUCCUCUCCACGUUCUUUCGUAUGUUUCAGAGUGGAAUAAAUGUGAUGUGCAGCGUUGAUGGAAACCAGUGUUCUCAGUUAAUGACGUAAAGAAACCAAACCUUU
Molecule: messenger RNA, 1337 nt
Organism: Pungitius pungitius (ninespine stickleback)
Lineage: Eukaryota; Metazoa; Chordata; Actinopteri; Perciformes; Gasterosteidae
Gene: znf830
Product: zinc finger protein 830
Exons: 1
Coding region: 115-1164 (349 amino acids)
Biological process (GO): mitotic DNA replication checkpoint signaling; mitotic DNA damage checkpoint signaling; nuclear DNA replication
Cellular component (GO): spliceosomal complex; nucleus
Molecular function (GO): nucleic acid binding; zinc ion binding
Source: RefSeq, a predicted model, not a curated record